Molecule: messenger RNA, 1567 nt
Organism: Poecilia latipinna (sailfin molly)
Lineage: Eukaryota; Metazoa; Chordata; Actinopteri; Cyprinodontiformes; Poeciliidae
Product: betaine--homocysteine S-methyltransferase 1-like
Exons: 8
Coding region: 101-1294 (397 amino acids)
Biological process (GO): L-methionine salvage
Cellular component (GO): cytosol
Molecular function (GO): zinc ion binding; betaine-homocysteine S-methyltransferase activity
Source: RefSeq, a predicted model, not a curated record
CUCCCGUCUUGAACUAUAAAUGCAGCAUGGAUGCCUUCACGGAUCCCUUUUCCCAGACUCGGAGGAACGGUGCAGCUGAGAAGAGGCGUCCGCAGAGACCAUGGCACCAAAGAAAGGCAUUCUGGAGCGCCUGGAUGCAGGAGAGGUGGUCAUCGGAGAUGGAGGGUUCGUCAUCGCCCUGGAGAAGAGAGGCUACGUGAAAGCGGGGCCGUGGACUCCUGAGGCCGCGGCCGAAUACCCCGAAGCAGUGCGGCAGCUGCACAGGGAGUUCCUGAGAGCUGGCUCUAACGUCAUGCAGACCUUCACCUUCUAUGCGAGCGACGAUAAACUGGAGAACAGAGGGAACACUCAGCGCUUCACUGGGGAGCAAAUCAACGAGGCGGCUUGUGACCUGGCCAGGGGGGUGGCCGACGAGGGCGAUGCUCUGGUGGCGGGUGGAGUCUCACAGACGCCCUCAUACCUCAGCUGUAAGAGCGAGGAAGACGUCAAGGCCAUCUUCAAGAAGCAGAUCGACGUCUUUGUCAGGAAAAACGUUGACUUCCUGAUCGCAGAGUACUUUGAGCACGUGGAGGAGGCUGAGUGGGCCGUCCAGGUUCUGAAGACCUCUGGAAAACCCGUGGCUGCGACUCUGUGCAUUGGACCCGAGGGAGACCUGAAUGGAGUCAGCCCUCAGGAAUGUGCCGUCAAGCUGGUGAAAGCAGGGGCAAACAUUGUUGGCAUCAACUGCCACUUUGACCCAGAAACCUGCGUGAAGACCGUGAAGCUGAUGAAGGAGGGAGUGGAAAAGGCCGGGCUGAAGGCCCACUACAUGUCCCAGCCGCUGGGCUUUCACACCCCCGACUGCAACCGACAGGGAUUCAUCGAUCUUCCCGAGUUCCCAUUCGCCCUGGAGCCCAGAAUCCUGACCAGAUGGGACAUGCAGAAAUACGCCCGGGAAGCAUACAACGCCGGCAUUCGUUAUAUCGGCGGGUGCUGCGGGUUCGAGCCCUACCACAUUCGUGCUGUUUCUGAAGAGCUGGAAGCGGAGCGGGGUUUCCUUCCUGCCGGCUCCGAGAAGCACGGCAAAUGGGGCACCGGCUUGGAGCUGCAUACCAAGCCCUGGGUCAGAGCCAGGGCCCGUCGGGAAUACUGGGAGAAACUACUGCCCGCCUCCGGGCGGCCAUUUUGUCCUUCGAUGUCCAAACCCGACAACUGGGGUGUCACCAAGGGACACGCGGACCUGAUACAACAGAAAGAGGCCACCUCCAAGGACCAGCUGAAAGUCCUCUUUGACAAGGCCACACAAAAUGCCUGAGUGCCGCCCCAUCUGACACCCCAAAAUAAAUCCUCCUCUGAAUAAAAGCAGAAAAAAAUGAGUGACAUUCCCUCAAACUUCACAAACCCAAACUGUCUAAUCUAAGCCUGUCUCAGAGUAUCUUUUAGGACUCAACAAGCAGUAGAUGUCUGAGUCAGAUCCUAAACCACGUCAAGUUACUGUACUGCAAGCUUCAAACUCGUGCCAUAACACUUCAAAAAUGUCUGCUGUUGUGUGAAACAGUAAAUGAACGAAUAAAACACGCGAAACAAA